GAAAAACAUUUUCCUCCCCGCGACAACGACCUGGGCAUGCCCGCUCGGAAGUGCCACACGUCGGGGAUGCUGACUCCCAACGGCAAAGAAUACGCCCAAAAAAUCCCGAGAGAAGAACUAACUCACUUGAUACUGAAACUUCUGCAAGCCUGGAAAGAACCACUUUCUCACUUUAACCAACAUAUUGAGCACCAUCAAGAGCUACCUGAUGACAGCCUUAGCAAAGCUAAACAAAUCAGCAAUAUGGUGCAUGAGCUGAAGACUGGAGUUGAGAAAGUAACAGAAAAGAUGCAGUCAAUGGGGAUCAUCAGCAACUCAUUAAAUGGAAUCGCAUCAUCUGAAGCUGCUGGUUUAUCCAUUAGUAAUGAAGCAAACAUGAUGAGUGACUCUGACUUUAUUCACUGUUUCAGGAGGGACUCCAAUAAAGUACAAAGCUACUUAAAAAUUCUUAAAUGUAGGAUUAUGCCAGAAAAUAGCUGUUGA
Merops nubicus (carmine bee-eater) is the source of this 483-nucleotide messenger RNA. Its product is annotated as prolactin-like. The annotation marks the transcript as partial. Gene Ontology annotation, molecular function: hormone activity. The record is from RefSeq and is a predicted model, not a curated record. The transcript is spliced from 3 exons. Gene Ontology annotation, cellular component: extracellular region. Gene Ontology annotation, biological process: response to nutrient levels; positive regulation of receptor signaling pathway via JAK-STAT. NCBI's taxonomy places the organism in Eukaryota, Metazoa, Chordata, Aves, Coraciiformes, Meropidae.